Messenger RNA from Drosophila subobscura, 2061 nucleotides. It is a transcript of the gene Sol1, whose product is annotated as suppressor of lurcher protein 1. NCBI's taxonomy places the organism in Eukaryota, Metazoa, Arthropoda, Insecta, Diptera, Drosophilidae. The transcript is spliced from 7 exons. Gene Ontology annotation, cellular component: plasma membrane. Bases 1 to 2061 code for a protein of 686 amino acids. The record is from RefSeq and is a predicted model, not a curated record.
AUGGAGGCCGCUUGGUUAUUAGCUCUGGGAUUAGCUCUGGCUCUGGCGGCGAUUCGCAGCAGCGAUGGCCAGCAGCAGCAAGUGGCUGGCAGCAGCAAACAGUCGCAACUGUGGCUGGAAUCCGUUGCAGAUUGCUCCUGCCUGCAUGCCAAUGAGCGGAAUGCCAGCCAGUGGGGCAGGCUGAGCAUCAACGCGAGUCAGGCACUCGGCGCCAAGAACAACUGCCUGAUGGUGUUUAUUGGUGGAAUGGAUGAUGAGCUGGUUGCCUUUCAGCUUGAGCAGUUGCAGCUGCGCGUCGGGUGCUUGGACAGCGUUGAGAUUUUUCCGUAUCUGCGCGAGCCCGUCAUCGAGAACUCAACACUGCCGGCGGACACUUUCUGCCAGCACAGCAAGAAUCGCACUGCCACGCCUAUUUAUAGCUCGGGCAGGCUGCUGGGAUUGCGGCUGCGUUUCCAGCAUCCGCCCACAAAGUUGGACAAUUGGCAGCUGAACCUCACGGCCAGUUAUAGGUUUCUGAAACGAGAAAACUUCAAGACGGAGGGGCGCUUGGUGCCGCACAGCUACUGCGACUUUUACUUCUUUGCCAGCCUGGCCGGGGAGGUGGGCAGCCUGGGGCAGGGCUACUUUCACUCGCCCCGCUUUCCGGCCCACUAUCCCGCGCACAUCAAGUGCGCCUACAAGUUCAUCGGGCGGCCCGAUACGCGCGUGGAACUCCUCUUCGAGGAGCUGCAACUGCCGCCAGUGCUCAGCGGCGGCUGUCAACUGGAUGCCUUGACCAUCUUCGAUGCGGAGUCCGCGCACAUGAACGCCGUGCUGGAUGUGCUCUGCACGCCCUGCCCCACGCGACGACUCGUGAGCAGCGGCCCGGACAUGCUGCUGGAGUUUAAUGCCAGCUCGAAUCUCACAGCUAAAGGAUUUCGCGGCAAGUACAAGUUUGUGUCGACGGGGCAGGGGUUGCCGUUGCCCCCACCCGCAGCACCCAUACUGGAGGCGGCCAGUGUGGCAUCGAAGCAGGAGAAGCUGCAGCAUCAGCAAUCGUCGCUGGCCAACAGCGCGAACAGUCUUCAGGCGGAUGCGGAGCUGUCGAAGCCCGGACGUUCAUUUGAGAAAUGCCAGCACACGUACGAUUCGCGUGUAAACAAAUCAGGAACAUUCGAGUCAAAUCAGCUGUUCUACAGCAAGAACUUUGGCGUUGCCAACACUGGCACGAGAAACAUUCUCUGCCGCUACGAUUUUGAAGCGCAACCGCCCGAACGCAUUCAAAUCCGCUUUCAUGACUUUAAUAUACCAACCAUACACGAAAACUCCACCGAAUGCCAGGCAAAUGAUGCCCUCCACGUGAUGAUUGAAGUGCGCGGCAGAUACGAGACACGUGAGCUUGUCUGUGGUGCGUUUCUGCCCAAACCUCUGAUGUCGAAUGGCCCGCAGAUCCAUAUGCAGUACUUUGGAAAGUAUCCACCUGAAAUGACCAACAAGGUGCAAUAUUACGGAUUUCGUGCGGAGUACAGGUUCCUAACAAAUUUUGGUAUCAUGUCGGGCGUCCAACAGGGCGAGGAAUGCACUUUCGUCUACAACAGCAGCGAACGCAUCAGCGGGCUCUUCCAUUCUCCCAAUUUCCCUGGCUUUUAUUUGGAGAACGUGGUAUGCAACUAUUACUUCUACGCCGGCAGAGACGAACGAGUUGUGGUACAUUUUACUUACUUUGAUGUGGAGGGCAUUGGCGCCUGUGAUCAUCAGACCGCCAGCGAUUAUGUGGAGUUUUCGAAUUUCAUGAGCACAGAUCGCAAGUACAGUAAAUACUGUGGCAAGCUGCAGGACUUUGAAAUGCGCUCGGAUGGUCAUUUCUUUCGGGUGACACUGCACUCCAACGAUCGCUUUGUGGCCAUUGGCUUUCGCGCGCUGUACACAUUUGAGCCAAUUCCAACGAAUAACUCCAACGCCGAUUUGCGGGGCAAUGCCUCAAUGCAGAGUUAUGUGUCUCAGGCGCCCUCACAGCAGGAUUUCUACAACUUAAUUGCUGUUAUUUUGGUUGCAAUUUCAUUUAUAAAACAUAAUAUAUAA